AUGGACUACAAAACAAACACGACGCCGGGUGAUUUCUUUAUGAUUUCCGACAAGGCAAAACCAGUGACUAGCCGUAUCGCAACUCCGGAAAUCGUAUUGACGGGUACGAGUAGCGUUCUUUCUAUCAUAGGCGCUUUCAUUAUAUUCGCUACCUACAGAUUCGUACCCAAGCAGUAUAAUUUUACGAGGAAGUUACUUGUUUAUUUGACGAUUGCGGAUUUUAUAACGGCAGUUGGAAAUCUGGUCGGAGUGUCAAGAUAUGUUUAUGUUUAUGGGGCUAACACGCAUGACCAGGACUGCACGAAUGGCACAGGAUCGACCGAUGACAAAGACUACAUCCCGGACAACAGCCUUCAAGAUCUGUGUCGCAUCCAGAGUUUCUUCACUACUGCCUCCAACUUGUCCUCCUUCCUUUGGACGUUCGUCAUCGCCUUACAUAUAUGGGCUACGGUCAUUUUAAAAAUAACGGUGACGUCACGUAGAAUCGCUCACGUGAUCUACCAUGUCCUCUGCUGGGGCAUUCCGAUUGUCAUUGUGAGUACUAUGGUGUCACACCUAGGCGAGGACUAUUGUUAUGGCACAGGCGUCUGGUGCGGCCUCAAGAGUAACGGAGACAUGACGGAGCUCAGGCGGCUCAUGUUUCUCGCAGACGUCGGCUGGCAGCUCCCCUCUUACGUCAUUUCCUGCUUUUUCUACAUGCACAUCAUUUUCUAUUUGUUUCUACAUAAGCGUUCCUUGCAAGACGAAUCCCAAGAUCAACUACGCAAGGAAGACAGGAACUACCUGCUAGUCUGGUUCGUGUUGUACGCCCUCAAACUGUGGGGAGUCAUUCGCUUUUUCUUAACGGCGUACUUGACUGAUGAUAUGUUACAACUCCCAAUCACUAAAAUAUGGUUGGAAGUUCUGUUGAUCGUACAGAGUUAUGGCGCUAGCGGACAGGCGUUUUGGAACUGUGUCCUGUUCUGUUUUUGUGACGCAACUGUGCGCUGUAAGAUGUGGCGAUGCAAUAAAGUCCCCGUUCAAGCGGAAGCAGCUGAAGCUAGUGAAAAUAUGCCAUUAUUGCUGGAGUUACAUGACAAUCAUAGAAAAGACAUGACAAAACAGUACAUAAUUUAAACACAUCAAAAUAUGAUAUGCUUUUUGUCACAUUAAAUCAUUUUAACAUUUCAUUAUACCAAUAAACAAAUUGUAAUCACAGAUACACAUAAACACAAUAAAUACAGAGAUAG
Messenger RNA from Dreissena polymorpha, 1229 nucleotides. RefSeq names its product G-protein coupled receptor 157-like. Bases 1 to 1116 code for a protein of 371 amino acids. The record is from RefSeq and is a predicted model, not a curated record. Gene Ontology annotation, cellular component: plasma membrane. Gene Ontology annotation, biological process: cell surface receptor signaling pathway; adenylate cyclase-activating G protein-coupled receptor signaling pathway. Gene Ontology annotation, molecular function: G protein-coupled receptor activity. Lineage: Eukaryota; Metazoa; Mollusca; Bivalvia; Myida; Dreissenidae. The transcript has 4 exons.